AUGGACGACGUGGUCAAGUCGCUUCUCCGGUUCGUCACCCGCGGAUUCUACAGCGUCCCGUAUGUGCUCAUCAUGGAUGCUGUGAUCAAGCAUUCUGUUCUCUCUGAAGAUGACUUGAUCCAUCUUCUCAGCAUCAAGAGAAAGGAGCUUCGAUCGCUCUGCAACAAGUUGGUAGACGAUCGUCUUCUCGUAAACCACAUUCAGAAGGAAGAGAGCGGUCAGCCAAACGGUCAGCCGAACGGUCAGCCGAAGUUUGUCACUAGGACGUACUUCUUCAUACACGUGACGGAAGCCAUAGACUCCAUAAAAUGGAAGGUUCACUACAUCGUAAACCAGCUCAAACAGGAGAUGUCUCAUUUCGGGAAUCCCCAGGGUUACGCUUGCCCUCGAUGUGGUAAAAAAGUCAGUCAACUUGAUGCAAUUUCCUUGCUAAGCGAAGACAAGACUGAGUUCCUAUGUGACGUUUGCGGCGGAACUCUAGUUGAAGACGAUUCAAGUCAACAGGCAACACUCAGACAGGAGAAGUUGGAGAAGUUGAUGUUUCAAGUUGAUCCCAUCAUCAACUACUUGAAGAAGAUCGAUGAAUCUAACAUUCAGGACAACGACUUCGAGACGGCCUUGAUCCAGGCAAUCCCGGCACAAAGCACUUCCACAGCUUCUUAUACUAUAUCGAACCGUAUCAGCUCCAGGUCUCGUUCGAACAUGUCGUCGUCUUUGCAGAAUGCAGCUUCAAAGUCACAGGCUACAUUGCAUGUGUCUAUUACUGCCAAUGAUGAGAACUAUGAACGGGAACAGAUGGAGAAGGAGAGAAGAAGGCAGAAGUUGGAACAGAAUGCAUUACCAUCAUGGCAUUCUAAUUCAACAGUAGGAAAAAGUUCAUUAGGCAGAUUGGUAGACGAGGACGACUACAGUCGCGAGGGAACGCCGUCUGGUAUCAAACAGGAAAACGAAGAUAAUAUGGAUAUCGACACGACUAACAACUCUAUUGAGCCCAGCACCGGUCAGUCAUCAGUGGCACCUACUCCUGAGCCGAAAGCUGCUCUCUCAGAGAUCAAAGACAAGGAACAACAAGAUGCUUUGGCCGCUUAUUAUUCUCAAUUGGCGGAGCGUGAGGCUGAAGAAGACGAGGACGAUGACGACGAUGAUGAUGAAGACGAUUUCGAUGACUUGAUAUAGAUAGUUAUAUGUAUAUAAAAUGGAGAAAAGAAAAUUAAAAAUCAU
This is a messenger RNA of Scheffersomyces stipitis CBS 6054, 1221 nucleotides long. It is a transcript of the gene TFA1, whose product is annotated as transcription factor TFIIE subunit. Gene Ontology annotation, cellular component: transcription factor TFIIE complex. The coding region runs from base 1 to 1176 and encodes 391 amino acids. NCBI's taxonomy places the organism in Eukaryota, Fungi, Ascomycota, Pichiomycetes, Serinales, Debaryomycetaceae. The record is from RefSeq and is a predicted model, not a curated record. The transcript is spliced from 2 exons. Gene Ontology annotation, biological process: transcription open complex formation at RNA polymerase II promoter; transcription initiation at RNA polymerase II promoter.